This is a messenger RNA of Pocillopora meandrina, 894 nucleotides long. The record is from the annotation of a GenBank genome assembly. Lineage: Eukaryota; Metazoa; Cnidaria; Anthozoa; Scleractinia; Pocilloporidae.
AUGACACCGAAAUUCUCAGUUCUAAACAAACAGCACAUUCCAGAGAAAAUGGCGUCGCUGUCGAUCGCUUCACUGAUUUCUUUCUUCUCGGAAGAAAAGAAGUCUAUCAGAAAAGGAGAAAACCACUACAAAUCGGAUCAUGUGGAGUCACUUUCGUAUCAACAAGGUGUUUUACGCGGGGAAGUGCAUGCAAGCAUGAAAAAGAAGUUCUAUAAAGUCACGGUGAGUGAACUCAAGCUAAGCUAACAUCUUCUAUUAAAAGCACUCAACAGAGCUCAAGAUUUAGUCUGAUUUGCAGUUCUGUUUUAGGUAGAUUUGUUUGGUUCUUUCACUUCUUUGAACGAUUAGAGAUGGUAAAGGCGAUCUUAGCCGCCGAAUUCCAACUUACCAUAUUUUCAAACGUAACGGCUACAGAACAAAAAUUUUUGUAGUGAUUUGUUUACUUCAUAGCGUGGUUUUAACGUAGCACAUUGUUGUUAUCAUUUGGGAUCACCUGAAUCCAAUUCGUUGGUGUGAUGUUCUUUCGUUGUUUUCUUUUCCUAGAUUUACUUGGAUGAGCAACACGAAAUUAAGUCGACUGAGUGUGAAUGCCCAAGAGGAGCAUUUAAGUGUAGCCAUGCAGCUGCACUCUUUAUACACGGCAUCCAUAAUCUAAGCAGAACUGACGUUGAGUGUCAGUGGAGGAAAAGGAAGUCGAACACAUCGCUCUCAGCUCAAGCUGUGGCAGAAAUGUUCCCUCCACCUAAGAAGUACACUGCCUUGGGAAGAAAGCCAGUACAGGUUGACAGAGCACAGCUGUAUAAAGACCUUAAACAAUAUCGACGGUUUACAGGCUUUUCGGGCUGCUCAGUCCAAAGCCACCUGCUUUUAACGAACUACCAAUUCCAACAAUAG